AUGGGGGUAGGAUAGCUAGGCUAGGCUGGAUGUCAUUAGCUGGGAGGGAACCCCAUGUUGUCUGCCAAUGGCUAGGGACUUUAAAAGGAGUGCACUUCCGCCAGAUUCCCUCCACUUAGCUAUAGUGGAGACAUGGUUGGUUCUCCCUGUAUAGUAAUCAAGGCUUUAAUGGUUUAAACAUUACAAGGCAGGACUUCACAGACACUUUGCAUCUAAAAUCAGUCUAAUUGCCUCCCAUUUGGGCAUUUCUGCUGUAAUUUCUGCUUUUAUUAGGAUACCCAUUAGCUGACUCCAAUGGCGACAGCUAGUCUUCCUGGGGUCCGACACAUAACGAAAAAUACAUUACAGACAAAAAUACUUUACAAAUUGAAAAAAAAAUGUAUCACAUUUUCACUUUUAAAAGGAUGUUAAAUGUAGCCUACAUACUCUAUAGCUUUCAACAGAGUUUGUAUAUUCAGUUCUCAUCAUUUUGAUGGAUUUCAUGAUUCUUUAUGUUUGUAUGAUCAUUAUUUUUCAGAUACACAUUGUGACAAUGAAGGCAGCAAUUGUUUUCUUCCUGCUCUUUGCAACGGUCCUCUGUCGCCCGGCGAUACGAUCGCCCAGCAACAGUUCAGAGAGCUCAGAGGAAGUGGUGAGUGUUCCUUUUAUAUGAGAACAUACAGUAUAUUUCGAAAAGACAGUCAGACAGAGAGACAGAUAUGUGCAUCAACUUAAAUUCCUGUUCAUGUUGGCAGGUAAAACCAGCUCCAGUGCUUGGGAUAGCCCCAGCAGAACUUACCGAGAUUGCCCCUGUACAGGUAAGAGACUCUUUCAGCAAACAUUCCUUUAUCAUCUGUAGGUGUGUUGGCAUUGAAAUGUAUAAAUUUGUCCUGUAGGGAAAACUGCAUUAAUAUGUCAGUUUUUAUUGGAAUCUUUUUAAUGCUAAGGUUUUCUUUUAGAAUGUGGAUGCUGCUACAACAUCAGACGAGAGCUCCGACGAAGAUGAAACAGAAGUAAAACAUAAUUCUGUUGUAGCAUAAAAUGCUAAAUCAAUCUUACACCUGAUAGAAACAACCAUAUCUGUGCUUUUGAUGGAUGUUACUUCACGCGUUGAUUGAUCCUGUUUUUCUAUUCUCCAGGGAGCUGAUCCUACAUCAGAUCCAACAUCGGACAGCACAGCAUCAACAGACAGCGAUGAAAGCGAGGACAGCGCAGACAGUGCAGACAGCGAUGUGAGUAAUGCACCAUGUAUAAAACUACUGACAAUGAAGACGUCUAGCUAAUGUUGACAGACAGGAGCAUUUCACCAAGCUCUUAUUUUAACUUGAUAUCUUAAGAGAGGUUAUGUAAAACUAAAGGUGUUGUUGUGAUGUGGUUUGUUUUCAGGAUACAGACGAGUCCAGUGAGUCAGAGGAGGCAGACACCACCGCUGCCCCUCCUACAGCUGAGCCCAUCGUAGAGCCCACCCUGGCCCCCAUCUACGACGACGGACGCGGAGACAGCCUGGGUUACCCCAGCGACUACAAGAAGUCUAUCAUCUAUAUAGAUACUGACAACAUCGAGAAGGGACCCUCCCCUUACAAAUCCCAUGGAAAGAUGGAUGAGGGGAUGUAUGCUGGCAAGAAGGUGUCCGUCAAUGACACCGGGCUCGGAAACGAGAUUGAGAAAACGAUGACAGUGUUCAAGGUAAAUUUGUUUCUCCUCUGUGUUAGAAUUCUCCAUCUAAAACUCAUAGGCAUUAUUCCCUUCCAUUUAGUUUUGGAAGUUUAUCUAAACAUCCUUCCGCCCCCUCCCUCUCGCUCCCUCCAGGCCCUGCAGGUGCAUGAUUUGAUGGAGGACACCAGCACCCCCGAGGUGGAGAGCCAGGGUCUGGAUGCCUCCAGUGUGAAAGCCGAGGAGCCCAGCCUGCGCCAGGUGCAUGUCGACAAAGCCAGCCAGGACAGGACCCCCUCUGAGCGCACCAGUAGCGCUAGCAGCGACGGUACCAGCGAGAGCACCAGCACCAGCGCCAGUAAUGAGACUGACAGCAGCAACAGCAGUGAGGAGGCUACAGCCAAGCCCGGGGCAGCAGACAGCGACUCAACAGAGAGCAAUGAGAGCCAUGACAGUGACAGCGACUCGGCUGAGGAGGCGGCCACAGAGGCUACCGUCACUACCGACGCUCCCGUCGUCAUCACAGCCAAGUAAAGGCCUGUCUUUCUCCUCCUGCUGCUGUCGACAGUGAAGAAUGCUACUAGGACCUGGAAGGUGCUCUAUGACCCGGCCUUAGGAGGAUAGGUCAGAACGGAGAGGAUAACGAAGAAAGAGAUAAGCACAACUCAGGGCCCUUAGGGUCUGAUACAGUACGACAAUAAUACCUGAUAAGAUUCAUACUAGCUAUCUCAUCAUGGCAUAUAGAACGGUCAAUUAUUGUUCAAUUGCACAAUUAUUUACACUACAUGUUGUUUGUCCCAUAAUGUAUAACGUUGUAUCAUUUCUAAAUACAUACAUUCUUCUUUUCAUAAA
Molecule: messenger RNA, 2484 nt
Organism: Coregonus sp. 'balchen'
Lineage: Eukaryota; Metazoa; Chordata; Actinopteri; Salmoniformes; Salmonidae
Source: the annotation of a GenBank genome assembly